Serendipita indica DSM 11827 is the source of this 933-nucleotide messenger RNA. The record is from the annotation of a GenBank genome assembly. NCBI's taxonomy places the organism in Eukaryota, Fungi, Basidiomycota, Agaricomycetes, Sebacinales, Serendipitaceae.
AUGGCGUCUACAGAGGUGCUCAGUGAUGCACAAGUUAAACAAUUCUACGACGACGGCUAUCUCGUCAUUCCAAAUUUCCUAUCCAAGGAUGAGGUUGAUUCCCUCAUGGCGCGUUCAAAGCAGUUACUGGAAGAGUUUAGCCUCGAAGGACAUCCAUUGACAAAAUUCUCGACUGGAGAAGAUACUGCGCACGUCGGUGACGAGUACUUCCUGAACUCUGGCGAUAAGAUUCGCUAUUUCCUGGAAGAGGAUGCCGUGACUGAUGGAAAGCUCAAUCGGCCUAAAGAAAGAGCAGUAAACAAGAUUGGACACGCACUGCACGAACUUGAUCCAAUUUUUCGUGAAAUUACACUUAAUAACCCCAAGCUGCAGGCGUUGGCCAGGCAGUUGAAGUUUCACUCUGAUCCUCUAGUUCUUCAAAGUAUGGUUAUCUGCAAACAGCCGGAGAUUGGUGGAAAAGUUCCCGAGCACAAUGACUCCACUUUCCUGUAUACAUCUCCACCAUCAGCGUUGGGCUUUUGGUUCGCUCUCGAGCGUUGCACCCCGUCCAAUGGUGCAUUAUCGUUCCUGCCCAGUUCCCAUCUGACGACAGAUAUUAACAAACGUUUUGUGCGGAUGCCACAAGGAGGAACCGAUUUUGAACCAGUAGAGAAACCAGAGAAGCCACUGGACCUUUCGCGCGACAACCGUACCGAGCCAUCCACAUCACCAGCGGAAUAUAAGCUGGAGACGUGCGAAGCUGGUGCACUCGUGAUUAUCCACGGUUCCGUCCUUCACAAGUCGGAAAAGAACACGUCCGGUCUGACAAGAUAUGCCUACACUUUCCACAUGAUAGAAUCGCCACCUCUUGCCACUUAUGAUGAGAAGAAUUGGCUUCAACCAACGUCAUCAAUGCCAUUCAGCCGCCUCUUUAACUCUCAUCAGGUCGUCUAA